Molecule: messenger RNA, 1174 nt
Organism: Acanthaster planci (crown-of-thorns starfish)
Lineage: Eukaryota; Metazoa; Echinodermata; Asteroidea; Valvatida; Acanthasteridae
Gene: rps3a
Product: ribosomal protein S3A
Biological process (GO): translation
Cellular component (GO): ribosome
Molecular function (GO): structural constituent of ribosome
Source: RefSeq, a predicted model, not a curated record
AGAGGGCGCCGCACAUAAACGUUCUCUUUCAUCCCACGGCCCAAACAUGGCAGUCGGAAAGAAUAAACGACUGACUAAAGGAGGAAAAAAGGGUACCAAGAAGAAGGUCGUGGACCCUUUCACCAAGAAGGAAUGGUACGACGUGAAGGCACCGGCCAUGUUCAAUGUCCGAAACAUUGGCAAGACACUCUGUACCAGGACGCAGGGAACAAGGAUUGCGUCUGACGCCCUGAAGGGUCGCGUCUUUGAGGUCUCGCUUGCUGAUCUCCAGAAUGACGAAGUUGCCUUCCGCAAGUUCCGCCUGAUGGUGGAGGAGGUACAGGGCAAGAACUGUCUGACCAACUUCCAUGGCAUGAACCUAACCAGGGACAAGUACUGCUCCAUGGUCAAGAAGUGGCAGACCAUGAUCAACGCCAACAUUGACGUGCGCACCACCGACGGCUACCUCCUUCGCCUGUUCUGUGUGGGCUUCACCAAGCGUCGUCAGCACCAGAUCAAGAAGACCGCCUACGCCCAGUCCACACAGGUGCGUGCCAUCCGCAAGAAGAUGGUGGAGAUCAUGCAGCGGGAAUGCAGCUCUAGCGACCUCAAGGAUGUCGUCAACAAGUUGAUUCCAGACAGCAUCAGCAAGGAGAUUGAAAAGUACUGCCAGGGUAUCUACCCCCUGCAUGAGGUCCACGUCCGCAAGGUCAAAGUGCUCAAGAAACCCAAGUUUGACAUCAGCAAGCUGAUGGAGCUGCAUGGCGAGGGCAAGAAUGCGGCUGCACCAGCUGCACCAAAACCAGGAGCAGAUGGGACUACAGUAGAGAGACCAGAUGGCUAUGAACCACCAGUGGUUGAUAGUGUGUAAACAUCAACACCGGCAUUGCUACAGCAGCGAAACAACAAUGGAAAAUUCCCAAAACACCUGACCAAAGGCUUUUUAACAAACUUCUUUUUUGAUUUGCACCACAAUCCUGAAUCAUAAACUCAGAAAAAAAUAACCAGGAAAAGGAAAUGCAAAACUUUAAACGGUUAAACUCUCUGCCCUUGGUACAUUGGUCAGAUGCUAAAAUCUCCGAAAUCAUCCCAAUUCCCUGGAAGGGCUACUUUGGAUAUGCUGGUAUUAAGACAUCAAGCUUGUAUAUUAUUGUGGAACUGGGAUGAAAUAAACCAAGAAAGUCUAUCUACUGAU